CUCUUCUUCACUGCUCUUCCCCCUUAUGUCACAUGACCGUCCCUACAGGUCCUUCAUCCGCCACUGUCGUCUCCACUGCUCAGCCCCGCCCCCUCAUGUGACGUCAUCACAGGUCCUUCACUGUUUUCCGGUCCCAUAUACAGAGCGGGUCCUGGUGGGUGGUCGGUGCUGUCGUCUCUUGUUGUCUCUGUUAUCAGCCAGCAGUGAGGCCAUGGUUGUCUGUUUUGUGAAGGGUUGUACACCCAAGUCGAGAGAAGGGCGGGGUGACGUUACACUUCACGUCUUCCCAAAAGACAAAGAUAAAAUAAGAGAGUGGCUGAUGGCCACAGGGGAAUCUAUACCGAAUAUAGAAGAAUUGGUGAACAAGAUUUAUGACACCAAAAAAGUAGAUUUAUACAGGAUGUGUUCUCUGCAUUUUGCGCCUAACUGUUAUAUUUUCAACCCCAAAACGGGGAAAAGACGGUUGGCCAACAUGGCGGUCCCUUCCAUUUUCCCUAGAAAACCUAAAACUGCUGAGUGCUCGUCUCAGGUUACUUCCCCACGAUUAGGAAAACGAAGAAGAGUCACAAUAGCGGCUGGAAGCAGAUGCCCAACGUGUAACCAGAUUGUUGGGCCCAGCCAAGAUUUUCAGCCGGUAACAUCAGAGCCAAGAAAAGAAUUUGCUGAGAAAUUCACGAUUUUUGAUCGUACCUACGGCACAGCAUCAAAAUACGUGCAAACCUAUCUUAGAACGUUUAGUGUAAAAUCACAGUGCCAAAUGAGACCCCCCAAAAAAACAUCCUGCCAAACUUCAGCUCUUACCAAUGUUUUUGUGUUUGGUUCGCCCAUCCAAGGAGCAAGUACAGAAAAAAUCUCUUCUCAGGAAGAAACAGAAUUAUCCGAUAUUCCUCAAGAACCUUCACAUACAAUACCCAUUGAAUCCACACCCAUUAAAACAAUACCGCAUACCCAAACCUCAGAUGCCGAGGUGGUGAACAGAGAAGGUUUACAAGCUGAACCUAUUGUGAAAAUGGCUGAGAGAGGCAUUUCCAGCAAACAAAGGGUCUCUCCCAUAGGUAUACAGGAAGAACAGCCAAGUCUGAUUUCCGAGGAUACUAAUCACCCAGGCAACUCCUGGGCAGAAAGUCACCGAAGGAGGAAGAAAUCUGUGGAUAUUAUGGAUGAUCAGCUUGGAAAUUUAGAAGACUUUCUAUCAAGAAUGCCGGCAUGUGUGGUGAACGGGUGCUCCACGGCCAACAGAGGUUCCGGAACUCUCCAUGUGUUCCCUAGGGACAAAGAACGAAUUCGAACUUGGUUAUUGGCAACUGGACAAUACUCCCAUGACCUAGAGGAGGCCGUGAACAAAAUAUUUAAUGCUACAAAAAAGAGUGACUCGUAUCGGAUGUGUGCAAAGCAUUUUGCACCUUAUUGCUUUAUCUACAAUGCUAAAACUGGAAAACAAAUAUUGACCAAAAACGCUGUACCGACAAUAUUCCCACACCGAAAUGCGACGGCCUUCCCUCCAGCAACGAAAAGGAAGCGUAGUGAGAUGGCCGCAUAUACUCAAGAUUCAGACUCUGAAUUCUCAUCAACAGAUGAGUCGGGGGAAACUGAAGAUUCACAAGAAGAUUCAGAAAAAGAAAAUUACAAUGUAGAAGGCGAAGAGGUAAUUUUUUCCAAAAGAAAUUUCGGCGACCAUCCUCCCUGUUAUAUACAUCCGGUUAAACAGCGGAAAUUUAUAGUCUUUGAAAAUUCUCUAGAUGAACUUAUCCUGAAGAUCCCGUGCCAAUCGGCAGAGUGCACUAGUCCAAUAACAAAAAUUAUAAAAAAGAGGACAGGAUCUUAUAUUUCCAUCUUUGUUGAAUGUGCCGACCACGAUUAUAAUCUCCUAUGGGAAAGCCAGCCCAUGAUUGACGGUAAACCGCUCGGAAACGUAAUCUUAGCCUCCGCAAUAUUUGAGAGCGGCAAUAGUUUCCCUAAAAUGAAACAAUUUUUCCAUCUGAUGAACAUUAUGGCGAUGUCGGAGAACGCCUACUCCAAAUACCAGCAUGAUUAUAUUUUCCCAACGAUUGAGAAUUCCUGGAAAAUCAGCCAAAUGGAGAGUAUAGAAAAUGUACAAGGACCCCCUGUGUGUAUCUCCGGAGACGGGCGAUGGGACUCCUUGGGAAACAACGAUAAGUAUUGUGUCUACAGUAUGAUGGAUAUGGAGACCAAAAAAAUCCUAUCUUUCGAUGUUCAACAGUCGGCAAUGGGAGUCUCCUCUCUUGAAUCGGAAAAGAUAGCGUGCAAAAACGCACUGGACUUUCUCCUGCAAAAUGAAAUCAGCGUCAAAUUACUCUGCACCGAUCGCCAUUUUCCCAUAAGAAAGAUGGUGAAGGAGGAGUAUCCUACAAUUACCCAUGAGUUUAAUGUGCGGCAAAUUGCCAAAAGUGUGGGUGACAAACUGCUUGAUGCCAGUCACGAGAAGGACUGUGAAGACCUUGCGGAAUGGGUUGGGGCGAUACAAAGCCACUUGCGAUGGUGUUCGGACUCCUAUAAUGGAGAUGAUUCCCUUCUCAUGGCCAAGUGGAAUUCUAUCCUCUACCAUGUGCAGAAUGUCCACGCCUGGGAGGACAAGGACGGUAAAUAUUCUUCUUGCCAACACAAGCAUCUCCCCGAGGACACGAAACGGAAGAGGAAAUGGCUGAAAACAAAUAGCCCGAGCUUCAAAGCUCUAAAGAAAAUCGUAUUGGACAAAAGACUCCGAAAGGACAUGAAGCGGAUCUGUCAUUUCUGUCACACCGGAGACAUAGAAGUUUUCCUCAGCGCCAUUGAGAAGUACCAAAGUGAUCAGAAGGAGCAUCAGCACGUCACCAUCGAUGAAAUGUUCGCACGCACUCAAUUGGCUUCCCUGGACCACAAUACUAACUGCAGAAAGAUCCGGGCCAUGGCUAGGCGGUCAUCGAGAACAAGUGCAGGGUCCCAUAGAUAUAAUACGGCCGACCCCAAGGACAGAAGGGAACGGUAUGGCCCGGAGAUGUACAAACCCACCAACCAGGACUUCUUAAUCGAUUUGAUGCAGGAAGUGGUGGAAUUUGUUUCUGGGAAUCGCAGUUUUGAGUGGAGCUCACACACGUCCUCCGCGCCUGAACACAUAAUUCCAGAUGUGAAGCCGGAUGUAAAGUCCAUUGUUUUAGCAACGUAAAAGUCGACAGGAACAAAUGUUUUUGAUGCCCAUCGGUAUGGAGGGUCUAGUAAAACUUUCUCCAUGUUCUCUCUAUGAUUUUGACAUGAGGUUAAUUUUCAGGAGAACAAAAGAAUCGUGUUUUGACGUGGUAACAUUGCCCCGAGUACGAUCUACAAGUUUACAUAUUUGUGAAAUUUUUCAGGUUACACAUUACGUAUGCAUACAUCCCAGGAUCGCGCUGUUCUCGACAGCAUUAACCCCAUAGAUGCUGUGAUCAGUCAUGAUCACGGCAUCUAUGGGAUUGACAGGGGGAGAGGGCUGCCCAUGUCCACCAACGGCGAUCCCUUGAUACGAUCGCGGGGCCUCGUUGGUUGCCAUGGCAGCAGGAGGCCAGCUGAUGGCCUCCUGUCUGCCUAGUACGGCAGCCUGUGAGGUCCAGCCAUAGGCUGACUGUCAGUGUAUAUUGACUGUUAUACAGGGAUGUGGAAAUAAAUAAAAAAAUACUACUAAAAGGACUAAAACAUAGCACAUCUACUUGUCCCUCAUGACCAUCCACUUGAUCUGGUGCAUAAAAUUAUUUCAACCAAAAUAGUAUGUAAAUAAGGUCUUU
Molecule: messenger RNA, 3755 nt
Organism: Hyla sarda
Lineage: Eukaryota; Metazoa; Chordata; Amphibia; Anura; Hylidae
Exons: 3
Coding region: 26-3163 (1045 amino acids)
Source: RefSeq, a predicted model, not a curated record